AUGGACCACACUCACACUCAAAUUCACAUAGUAGAAGUAACAAGGGACACAGUUCACCUUCACCCACCAAAGCCAUUGCCUAGCAUCCCCCGUGAGGAUACAAUCGGUCCACCUCCACCUUCUCCUCCAGCCAGCGUAGACGAGUCGCCUGACAAUCUAUCAUCCUUAUUCCCAGUCAGACUCUCAAAGUCAGACCCACUCCCAAAAGGCAUCGAGACAGACAUCGAUGUAGAGUUGGAUUCAGCUACCAUAAACAGUCACCGCACACACGACCGCCUUCACCGUGCUUCCACAGAGACAAAAUUAUCUGCCAGAAUCCCUAGAGUCUCACAGACGAGCAGUUAUGCCCAAUCUACUAGCACAUCCAAGACACAACCAGAUGGUCUCCUCCACCCACCCACUCGUCCUGUACGCCGCAACACGACAGGCUCCGCACGCCGUCCCCAUCCACCUCCAUCCACAUAUGUCGCAACCGGAGAACUGGAGGAUGACAUCCAAAUCCAAGCAGAGCAGAUUCGCCGUGAAAGAAAGCGAAAGCAGGCUGCCGAAGUCGCCGCAGCAGCUGUCGUCGAAGUGGCUCAGAAAGAGGAUGAGCGUCCCUUGGUAGGCAAUUUAAUAGGAGAGGACCACGCAAACUACGUCCUUAUGUACAACAUGCUCACGGGCAUCAGGAUAGCUGUCUCACGUUGCCAGGCAAAGAUAAAACGACCCCUCACCGAACAAGAUUUUACCGCAAGACAUAAAUACUCUUUCGAUAUCGUCGGGAACGAACUCACUCCGUCCGCGAGAUACGACUUCAAAUUCAAAGACUAUGCCCCAUGGGUCUUCCGCGAACUCCGCGAAGACCACUUCUCUCUAGACCCCGCAGACUACCUCCUCUCCCUUACAUCCAAAUACAUCCUCUCCGAACUCACCUCCCCAGGCAAAAGCGGCUCUUUCUUCUACUUCUCCCGCGAUUACCGCUUCAUCAUAAAGACCAUCCGGCACGCAGAACACAAGUUCCUCCUUCGCGUUCUUCCGCAGUACUGGGAACACGUCAAAGCGAACCCUCACACUUUAUUGAGCCGGUUUUAUGGCCUUCAUCGUGUAAAGCUUCCCAGGGGACAAAAGAUUCACUUCGUGAUUAUGAACAAUUUGUUCCCGCCUCACAAAGACAUUCACGAAUCUUACGAUCUCAAAGGGAGCACUGUCGGGCGUAUCGUACCACCUGCGAAACUGGAGCAGAAUCCUCGCGCGGUACAGAAGGAUUUGAACUGGAUCGAUAGUAAUAGGGUGCUGGAGCUUGGCCCAGAGAAGAGGGCCCUCUUAACGGAGCAAUUGAGGAGGGAUAGUGAGAUGUUGAGGGAUCUUGGGGUUAUGGAUUAUAGUUUGCUCGUUGGGCUUCAUUGGGGGAAUAGGGGGAAUAGGGAGAAUGUGAGAGGGAGUACGCUGAGGGUGUUUGAGCCCUCAGUCCCACCCAUCCGACGCAAAACCACGCAAACGAAAGAUGGGCGGUCGCCUGAAGCGAUUGCUAUGCGCCGAAUCAUGCGCGCAUCUGAUCCGCACCAGCUAGGGACGACGCUUGAUCUCCCGGAUUCGCCUCCUUCUUCGAUGCAAACCCAACCCCACCCCACUCAAGACCGCGAUCACUUUCUCUUCUACCAAGACGAAGGAGGCCUCCAAGCGACAGAUGAAAGCAACGAAGAGAUGGACGUCAUUUAUUAUUUGGGAAUUAUUGAUAUUUUGACGCCGUAUGGGGGGUUGAAGAAGUGUGAGCAUUUUUGGAAGGGGUUGAGUGCUGAUCGGCACAAAAUCAGCCCAGUCCCGCCUUCUGAAUACGCAGACCGAUUCUUUGGGUUCAUGAAAGCUAUCAUGCGUGGAGGAGAGGGUGGGUCGCGGUUUAAGGCUGAGUGA
Suillus discolor is the source of this 1893-nucleotide messenger RNA. RefSeq lists its product as uncharacterized. Lineage: Eukaryota; Fungi; Basidiomycota; Agaricomycetes; Boletales; Suillaceae. The record is from RefSeq and is a predicted model, not a curated record. Gene Ontology annotation, molecular function: phosphatidylinositol kinase activity. The coding region runs from base 1 to 1893 and encodes 630 amino acids. The transcript is spliced from 6 exons. Gene Ontology annotation, biological process: phosphatidylinositol metabolic process.